AGCACUCUUCCUCGUUCAUUUUUUGCUCUGCGUAAAGUAAGUACGAGUUUACUGUACGUAAUAGGCUACUUCAUAUUCGUAGAUUCUUCUUGUUCCCGAUCGAACCGAAGAUGGAGCAGAAAACAAUAAAAAUGAAUCGCAUCGAAUUGUGACGAUUCGUACUGUACCGUACGGUAUUCCCCUAUCGUACAGUACAGUAUCGUAUGAUACCGUACUCGUACAUUACGUACCGAGGCUAUUUUAUCAAAAGAAACCGCGUUCGAGGAAACACCCCUCUCGAACUGCAAUCGAAACGACCCCGAGAGUCGUUUCCCAUUGCAAGCCCUUCUCGCAGAAGAGGUUUUGUCUGGAAUCCUUCGUGUUUCCUCCCAAAAACACCCAUCCACACACCGUGUGCUUUCCAGAGUUGUCUCCGCACCCCUCUUUUCGAGGAACGGGAAGGAACGAAACGAAACAAAACAAAACAAAAGGACGACACCGAUCGGCAUUCACCACGGAAAGGAGAAAAAACAGGGAGAGGAGCAAAACGCGCCGAGAAGAAACCGGCCGCGCACGGGAUAGGUACGAGAGACCGAUCCGACCGUAGGCGCUUCGAUUCGAAUUGAUUCGAUUCAAUUCGAUUCGAUCGAUCGCAAGGAACGCGUUUUAGGGACAUCGGGUCUGAAGCGGAUUGCGAUUGCAACCCUCGAAACAGAGAAUGCCCUUUCUCUUUCCGGCCCUGGCCGCAGCCAGCUGCGACGUUUUCAUCCUGUACCUCGGGCACCGGAGCUACCUCCUCGAACAGCGAUACAGCGCUGGUAGCUACGAUGCCGAUGGCUACAACCACGACGAUGCCUACGCCUCCGACGACAGCGUUGCGGCCCACCGCAGGGUCUACCACUACGGGUACAUCGUCUGGCUGGCGGCACUGAGGCUCGUCCUGCUGCUGGUCCCCCUCCCGUACCACUCCUUCUUUGGGAAGGCCCUCCGCUGCCCGGUCCUCUACCGGCUGGUCUACGGGGGGACGCUGUGCGUCGUGGUGGUCCACGGGCUGGCGCUCCUCCUGAUCGAUCCGCAGAGCUUGGGGUCCCUCGCGACGGCGAUCGGCAACAACGGCGGUGGCAACCGCAGCGACACCCUCCACCACAUCCUGGUCACCCGCAGCCUCUGGGUCGCCAUCCUCCUGACCCUGGUCUCGACCCUGAGCCACGUGGCCCUCUUCUUCCACGUCCGGUCGACCGCCCCCUCCGAUGCGGACUUUCUCGCGGGGGGCCGGCGCCGGCCGAGGGUCCUGCUGUACUACGCCAAGCAGAAGAAGCCCCCGAAGCAGCACCACAACGGCGAGCGCGUGGGCCUCCUGAGCGGGAGCGUCGCCGGGGGAUCGAACCACCGCAACCGAAGCAGCGGCAAUGGCAAUGGCAACAGCAACAGCAACGGCGGCCGCCCCCUGGUCAUCGGCCUCCCCCUCGGCAGCAGCGACAAAGAACACCAGCCCCCCCCCGCAGACGACUGCAAAGACUGCGACCACUACGACUACAACGACCACUGCGAGGGCGACGACGAUCCCGCUCUCUUUGCGGGCUCGUGGCGGCCGGGCAACGCCUCGGCGUCCGCCUCUGCCUCCAACCGGGCCUUUCGCACCUUUUCCCGCAAGGUCAUGCUCGAGAUCCAGGUCCGCCUCCGCAAGGCCCGGGCCGAGUGGACGGCCCGCCUCGAGGAGUACCAGAUGCUACAGCAGGCCCCCCUCCUGGCGGGCGGCUCGGGAACCGGCCACGCCCACGCGGCGGCGGCGGUGGCCCCCUUCCGGGUCCUCCUCGAGCUCUACGCCGGGGACAACCACCACCGGUUUUCCAGGCCGCGCGGGAGCACCGGUGGCAGCGUGGGCAGCACCAGCACGGGCAGCAGCAGCGGGACAGGAAGCCAGCCCCACCGGCACAGCCCGAUCGACAGGCUCGGGGCCGCCUACGACCUGGACAACGGGGAGGCCCUCAUGCCCUUUGUCCCGCAGCUCCUCUCCUUUCUGCUGCACGGGGCCUACGAGUCCUCCCACCCGCUGGAGGAAUGGAUCCUCCGGGCCUGCCGGAAGAACCUAUUCUUCGCCCACAAGUGCUACUGGUUCCUGAGGGCCUGGUCCCUCGGGUCCACCACCACGGGCUACAUCCGCAGCAGCGGCAACACCGCCAGCAGCGGGAGCAACGCCACCGCCGACGCAAACCCGUCCCCCUCGCGGACGCAGGCGCAGUCCCACACACACGAGGCGGCGGGGGGGAUGGUCUCCCGUCUGAGCCACUCGAGCAGCCUCGCGAGCUUUGCCACCCAGGAGGACGAACCCCCCAUGGCGGCCUCCCGGCUCCUACCGGAGGAGCGGGCCGUCAUCGAGGACCUCCUGCGGCGGAUCAUGGCCUGCGGGGAAACCCCGGCGAGGCUCCUGCACGCGGGAGACGCGGGCAGCGGUGGAGGCGCCAGUGGAAGCAACAGGCCCUCCUUUCCCUUUGGGGCGUCCCCCCCGGAGGCACAAACGAACGAGGCCUUGCUCUCCCCCCUUUCGCGGAGCCUCUUUCGGGACGAGGACGGCGACAGCGAUGGUGACGGACCCGACCAUUUCCAACCUCCGCAGCAACAGCAACAGCAACAGCCGCACCACCACUUCCACCUCACCCCGGCGCAGGCCGCGGCCUCGGGCCUCAUUCCCACGAACCCCCUGACGGGAGAUCCGUCCCAGAGGCACUUUGACUGCCUCUCCGCCCGGCGGAGGCACGGCUUCCUGCCGCUCGACCACAACCCGGCUGCCGCUGCAGUCCCCAGCGGCUCCUGCUUCGACUCGACCCCCGUCUUUAUGGACGCCCUGGUUACGAUCGCCGACAACCUCUUUGGGGUCCCCCGCGAGCAGCGUGCCGCCGAGCUCGCCAAACAGCUCUCCCUCCUGGAGGUCGAGGCCCUCCCCUGCAACGAGAUCUACGUGCCCCUCCAGAACCUCCAUCACCGGGUCUGGAGGAUCGUCGAGGAGGAGUCCAUCGCCAUUAGCACCAAGGAGCGGGUCCCCUGCAUCGUUUGCCUGGAGGUCGUCGACUACCGAUCCGGCGGAGGGGCUUCUGGCUGGGCCGGAGGGGCGUUGUCCCCUUCCGGUGGCAGCGUUGGUGCCACACAGGGCGUGGACCCCCUCGCUCCGGGAAGCGGCAUCGCUCCGCCGUCCCAGCAACCGGCGCCGACGUCGCUGCUCCAGCCGCCGGCCCCCAGCGAGCGCGAGCUGGUGGACCGCUGGAGGAACGCCCCUCGGGAGCCCUACCGGCGGGAGACCACCUUUCACAAGAUGAAGCACGGGAUCAUCAUGGGCCAGAAAAUCUCCAUCUCGGAGCUCCGAAACCUCCAGCCCAACAUCCACAAGAUGAAGGCCUCGAUGCAGGAAAUGCAGGAGCACUUUGUUCACAGCGUGGCAGCGAGGAUCCGCCUGCCCAGCGACGAGGGACGGAAGGAGGAAGACCGAAGCGAGGCCGAGGAGGCCGUCGAAGCCGGCCUCGACCGGGAGAAGGCGGUCCUCUCGUCCGAGGCGGCAACGAGCUACGGCGGGGCCGAAACCGGGGACGGGCCGAGCUCCCCCACCCCCAAUGGUUCCCCGCUGCAACAGCAACAGACAUCCCAGCCGCUGUCACCGAGAUCCCCCCGGGCCACGAUCCAGCAGGGAGCGAUGGGACAGUGGACCAAGUCGCCGGCGCCUCGAAAGCACCACGUAGCGGACGUUGCGGAGGCUCUAUACGGGGCCGCCCCCGAGGAUCUCUCGGCCCCUGCGACCGGCAGCGGUUACUACUACCAACACACCACCAUCAACGACCACAUUGGCGGGGGAAGCAACGUCAGCCGGCGGCGGUUCUCGCGAUCGUCGUCGGCAAACAACGAACCCCACCGGCACGGAGGAUCCGUUCCUUGUGCCGAGAAACCUCUGGACGAAAGCACGUCGUCGGGCGGUGGCUCGUUUUCCAACGGCCUCGACUACGAUUAUGACGAACACGACGACGACGAGGAAGACGAACGCGACCGCUAUGGAGGAGGCAUGCGCCACAGGGAUGGCGGCCCCGGGGAGGCCUCGUCCCACCGCAGGCGCAAGCACCGGCAUCCGCCAACUAAGCCGCCUCCCGUCGUUUUCAAGGAGAACUGGAAGGAAAAGGAAGACCGGCUUCGGUCCUCCUCGGCCUACGGGCACCACCCCGGGUGGAGGCUUCUGCCGGUCCUGAUCAAGUCCAACGACGAUCUCCGACAGGAACAGCUCGCCUCGCAGCUGAUCCAGCGGAUGGCUCUCAUCCUGGCCCGUGACAAGAUCGGCGUCUGGCUCUGCCCCAACGAGAUUCUGGCGCUGGAGGCGAACGGCGGGAUCAUCGAGGCCAUCCCCGACACGAUUUCCCUCUCCGCCCUCAAGAAGAACGAUCCCGACUACACGGACCUCAACGGCUUUUUCGAGCAGUAUUUCUGCGAGGACGACGCCCUAGCGGACGCCAAGGCCAGCUUUUGCGAGAGCCUCGCGGCCUACUCGAUCGUCUGCUUUUUGCUGCAGAUCAAGGACCGGCACAACGGGAACAUUCUGCUGGACAACCGGGGCCACAUCAUCCAUAUCGACUUUGGGUUUUUCUUCCUGUCUUCCCCGGGCAAGAACACCGGGUUCGAGAGUGCCCCCUUCAAGCUCACCCGGGAGUUUAUGGGCGUCCUGGGGGGCCCCGAUUCACACCUCUUUGCCGUCUUUCGGAACCUGUGCUACCGGACAUUUCUCUCCCUCCGCAAGCACUGCCACGAGAUCAUCGUGCUUGUGGAGAUGCUCCAGCUGGGCAACGAAGAGCUGGCCUGCUUUCGGGGCCGCCCCGAGGACGCCAUCCACGAGCUCCGGCAGCGAUUCCGGCUGGACCUGAACGACCGGGCCUGCCUCGAGUACGUCAACGCGCUGAUCGACGAGAGUUUGGAGAACUGGAGGACGAACUGGUACGACAGGUACCAGAGGUACUGCGUCGGGGUGCUGUGACCGGACUCUACGCAGUGAACAAAAGUAAGGAAGAAACGAAGCAGUCGGUUUACAGUCAUAAAUGCUACAUAAACGC
Messenger RNA from Pseudo-nitzschia multistriata, 5060 nucleotides. Lineage: Eukaryota; Bacillariophyta; Bacillariophyceae; Bacillariales; Bacillariaceae. The record is from the annotation of a GenBank genome assembly.